This is a messenger RNA of Paramecium pentaurelia, 1376 nucleotides long. The record is from the annotation of a GenBank genome assembly. Lineage: Eukaryota; Ciliophora; Oligohymenophorea; Peniculida; Parameciidae.
AUGACUACACUCUUUGUUAAAUGUAUACAAUGUAAUUAGAGACCUGCAACAAUCAAAUGUCUAUAGUGUAAAAUAGGAUAAAUGAUCAGAUUAUGUUACACUUGUGAUCAAACAGUCCAUAAUAAAUAAGUGUCGAUAGAUCAAUAACAUAAAAGAGAUAUCAUUCCUUACUAAGGUGACUAUAGAAAUCUCAUUAACAAUAGAAAUCUAUUCAAAAGCUCCAAAAAAUUCAGAUACCAUACAAGGGAAUAAAAAUGCCUAACAUAUUUAAUCAAAAAAAUAAUAAUAACCUUAAUAACAAUAAUAUCAAUAGUCAAAAGUUCCAAUUAGUAAUAAAUAAGAGCCUCUCUAAUUUGUUUAGAAGCAAAAUCAAAAUGUUGCUAAAGUAGUAUAACAUUAACAACAAAAAGAAAUUAAUCAAAGAUAGAAUAAUUAAAUAAAAUAUGAACCCAAAGAAUAAGAUUAUAAAAAUAGCUCUUAGAAUAAUUAAGUAAUUCAUUUAAAUUUAAUUUUUUAGGAUUAAAAUAAUUAAUCUCUUAUUAAUUUAUUAAAAGAAGAGAAAGAAUAGAAUUAAUUACUAGAAAAAGAAUUAAAAUAAACUUAAGAUUAUUUGAAUUAAGUGAAUAAAGAAGUAGAAAAAAAAAUGUAAAUUUAUAUAUUCUAAUUUAUUUUAAAGAAAAUAAUCUCAAUAAGAUUUAGAAAAAAGUUUAAUGAUAUAAAAAAAGAGAAUGAAGAAGAAAAGAAAUAGACAUCUAAUCUUACAACUGAUGUAAAGAAAUUGAAAGAUUAAUUAACCAAUGCUGAAGCAUAGACAUAAAAGAAAUUAGAUUAAUAAAAGAAAUAAUAUGAAAAAUAAAUGUAAGAAUUAGAAUAAGUAAUUCUGGAAAAAUAAUAAUAAAUUGAUGAAAUUGUUUAAGAAUUUUAAAAUUAUAAUUUAGAUUAAAUCUAAGCUAAAAUGGAAGAAAUGGAAAAUGAAAUUAAUAUGAAGGAUUAAUUAAUUGAAUAAUUAUCUACAUAAAUAUAAAAUGGAGGUGGAGAUCACAAAGAAGAUUAGAAUUCAGAUAGAAAUAAUAUUAAGUAAGAAAUAGAAUAGAAAGAUUAAGAAAUUAAGAAAUUAGAAGAACUAAUUGAAAAUUUUAAAGAAUUGUAUUAACAUAUGUUAGAUGAAAAAUAAGUUAUUACAGAAGAUAAUGAAAAAUUAUUAAAUGAAAAUAGUUAAUUUAGAGAAAUAUUUAAUGUAAAUUAUUAUUUUAUUUAGUAAAAUAUGCAUUUAUUUGAUAUCGAUCAAAAUCAAUAUGAAGGAGAAGGAGAAUAAAGAGAAGAAGAAGAAGAAGAAGAAGAAAAUGGAUAUCAUUAAGAGGAAGAUAUUAAUUGAA